This is a messenger RNA of Hyphopichia burtonii NRRL Y-1933, 1134 nucleotides long. It is a transcript of the gene ARO2, whose product is annotated as bifunctional chorismate synthase/riboflavin reductase [NAD(P)H]. The record is from RefSeq and is a predicted model, not a curated record. Gene Ontology annotation, molecular function: FMN binding; chorismate synthase activity. NCBI's taxonomy places the organism in Eukaryota, Fungi, Ascomycota, Pichiomycetes, Serinales, Debaryomycetaceae. The coding region runs from base 1 to 1134 and encodes 377 amino acids. Gene Ontology annotation, cellular component: cytosol. Gene Ontology annotation, biological process: aromatic amino acid biosynthetic process; chorismate biosynthetic process. The transcript has a single exon.
AUGUCAUCGUUUGGUACUUUAUUCCGUGUCACCACUUAUGGUGAAUCCCACUGUAAAUCAGUUGGGUGUAUAGUUGAUGGAUGUCCACCAGGAUUAGAAUUAAGUGAAGCUGAUAUUCAACCACAAUUAAGUCGAAGAAGACCAGGUCAAAGUAAAUUAUCGACUCCAAGAAAUGAAAAAGAUCAAGUUCAUAUUCAAUCUGGUACUGAAAACGGAUUAAGUUUAGGAUCACCAAUUGGUAUGUUGGUUCAAAAUGAAGAUCAUAGACCACAUGAUUAUAGUGAAACUGAUUUAUACCCAAGACCAAGUCAUGCUGAUUGGACUUAUAUCCAAAAGUAUGGUACCAAGUCAACUUCAGGUGGUGGUAGAUCAUCAGCUAGAGAAACUAUUGGUAGAGUUGCAGCUGGGGCAAUUGCAGAAAAAAUUUUAGCAAAAGCCAAUGGGGUUGAAAUUGUUGCAUUUGUAUCUAGUAUUGGAGAAAUUGCCAUGGAUAGAAAUCCAUUAGAUCCAAAGUUCCAAAAAAUUUUAUCAAGUAUUACUAGAGAAGAGGUUGAUGCAGUUGGACCAGUUAGAUGUCCAGAUGAAACUGUUAGAGAAGAAAUGGUUAAAGUUAUUGAAAAAUAUAGAGAUGCAAAAGAUUCAAUUGGUGGUGUUGUUACUUGUGUUAUUAGAAACUGUCCAAUUGGUUUAGGUGAACCAUGUUUUGAUAAAUUAGAAGCUACUUUAGCUCAUGCAAUGUUAUCAUUACCUGCAACAAAAGGUUUUGAAUUUGGUAGUGGAUUUUUCGGUACUACUAUACCAGGUUCAAAACAUAAUGAUCCAUUUAUUUUUGAUGAAUCAAAUAAAAGAUUAAGAACUAAAACCAAUAAUAGUGGUGGUGUUCAAGGUGGUAUUUCAAAUGGUGAAAAUAUUUAUUUCUCAGUUGCUUUCAAAUCAGCCGCUACCAUUAGUCAAGAACAAACUACUGUUACUUAUGAAGGUAAAGAUGGUGUUUUGGCUGCAAGAGGUAGACAUGAUCCAAGUGUCACCCCAAGAGCAGUUCCAAUUGUAGAAUCCAUGGCUGCUUUGGUUUUGGUUGAUCAAUUAUUAAUUCAAAAAUCAAGAGAAUAUGGUAUAAAUAUUUGUAAAAACUAA